GUGGCAUCGUCGCCAAUGCGAAAUGUCUGCUACGUCAUUCUAUUGCCUUGGUGGUCGUCGUCGCAGCAGCAGCAGCAGCAUCCUCCAACCGGGACCAUGACGACGCGAGUGAACACGUACGAGAAUGGUAAAGUGGUCCAUAUCGGCUCCACGGGGGACGCUGUGGGCUCGGCUGUGGCCAAGCUUGUGGCCGAGCUCAGCCACGACGCGAUCGCAAAGUCAGGCCGCUUUACGGUGGCCCUCUCUGGCGGUUCCCUCCCCAAGAUUCUCGAAAAGGGCCUGUCCUCGUUGAAAGACGGCGUGGACUUUUCAAAGUGGCACGUCUUCUUCGCCGACGAACGCGUCGUCCCACUCGACCACGCUGACAGCAACUACCUCGCAUGCCACGACGCCCUCUUCCAGCAUGUGUCUAUUCCAAGCAGCCAAAUCUACACGAUUGCCUUCCACGACGACCCAGCUGUCGUCGCUCAAGACUACACCCGUCAAUUGAGCCAACUUUGGGGCUCCGAGUUGCCACGCUUUGACGUGAUUUUGCUCGGCAUGGGACCGGACGGCCACACGUGCUCGUUGUUUCCAGGCCACGUGCUCUUGAAUGAGUCUGCUUUGUGGGUUGCGUCCAUCUCCGACUCCCCCAAGCCCCCGCCCAAGCGCAUUACGUUGACGUACCCCGUCGUGAACAAUGCCGCCGCCGUGGCCUUUGUGGCCACGGGCGAGUCCAAGGCCCCUCUUAUGCGCCACGUGCUCGGAGUCGAAGACCAAACGCCGCCCCUCCCCGCGGCGAGAGUGCUGCCCACGGCAGGCCAAGUGCAUUGGUUCAUCGACGAAGCAGCGGCGGCCAAGCUUUAAGGAUACAGAAUCAUCAAGCCAACCAGUUUUUUAAUAUGAGGCUAAAUCAAGUGGACACGUUGCGCAACGUCCGUUUGUCCA
Aphanomyces astaci is the source of this 927-nucleotide messenger RNA. Its product is annotated as 6-phosphogluconolactonase. The record is from RefSeq and is a predicted model, not a curated record. Gene Ontology annotation, biological process: carbohydrate metabolic process; pentose-phosphate shunt. The transcript has 5 exons. The coding region runs from base 16 to 846 and encodes 276 amino acids. NCBI's taxonomy places the organism in Eukaryota, Oomycota, Saprolegniomycetes, Saprolegniales, Verrucalvaceae. Gene Ontology annotation, molecular function: 6-phosphogluconolactonase activity.